Eutrema salsugineum is the source of this 1832-nucleotide messenger RNA. Its product is annotated as 5'-adenylylsulfate reductase 2, chloroplastic. The transcript has 4 exons. The record is from RefSeq and is a predicted model, not a curated record. Bases 137 to 1513 code for a protein of 458 amino acids. Gene Ontology annotation, molecular function: phosphoadenylyl-sulfate reductase (thioredoxin) activity. Lineage: Eukaryota; Viridiplantae; Streptophyta; Magnoliopsida; Brassicales; Brassicaceae.
GCCCCAGUUAAAGAAGACGAAGAAGAAGAAUCAAAGAGCUAAAACCAAAGAUCUCUUCUCAAAGAGAGAUCAUUUUCUUAUUCCUCUUUCAACAUUUUCGAAUCUAGGAGAAGGGCUUUCUUUUUCUUCAAGAGAUAUGGCUUUAGCUGUUACUUCUUCCUCAGCCGCGAUCUCCGGAUCGAGUUUCUCACGCUCAGGAGCUUCUUCUGAUCCUAAAGCUCUACAAAUCUGUUCGCUUAGGUUAUCAGAUCGAACCCAUGUCGCUACUCUGUCUCAGAGACGUUACUCUGUGAAAUCCCUAAACGCUGAGUCACAUUCACGCAGCGAAUCUCUGAUUCGUCGAGCUUCGACUCUAAUCGCUCCUGAAGUUGAAGAGAAAGAAGGAGACGUUGAGGAGGAUUUCGAGCAACUCGCGAAAAAGCUCGAAGAUGCUUCUCCACUUGAAAUCAUGGACAAAGCUCUCGAGAAAUUCGGAAGCGACAUCGCAAUUGCUUUCAGUGGUGCUGAAGAUGUUGCAUUGAUCGAAUACGCUCGUUUAACUGGAAGGCCAUUUAGGGUUUUCAGCUUAGACACAGGGAGAUUAAACCCAGAAACUUACAGACUCUUCGACGCAGUGGAGAAGCAGUACGGGAUUCGAAUCGAGUACAUGUUCCCUGAUGCAGUCGAGGUUCAAGCACUAGUGAGGAACAAGGGUCUCUUCUCUUUCUACGAGGAUGGUCAUCAAGAGUGUUGCCGUGUGAGGAAAGUAAGACCUUUGCGUCGUGCUCUCAAGGGUCUCAAAGCAUGGAUCACAGGACAGAGGAAAGAUCAAUCUCCGGGAACGAGAUCAGAGAUCCCAAUCGUUCAGGUCGAUCCUGUGUUUGAAGGAUUAGAUGGUGAUGUUGGAAGUCUUGUGAAGUGGAACCCUUUGGCUAAUGUUGAAGGAGGAGAUGUGUGGAGCUUCUUGAGAACAAUGGAUGUCCCGGUGAAUGCACUGCACGCGCAAGGGUAUGUCUCUAUUGGGUGUGAGCCUUGCACAAGGCCGGUGCUUCCGGGUCAGCACGAGAGAGAAGGAAGGUGGUGGUGGGAAGAUGCUAAAGCCAAAGAAUGUGGGCUGCACAAAGGGAACAUCAAGGAGGAAAAUGGAGCCACGGAUUUAACACCUGCGGUUGUGCAAGAUAUAUUCGAAAGCAACAGUGUGGUUUCAUUGAGCAGAGGAGGGAUUGAGAAUCUAUUGAAGCUAGAUAACCGUAAAGAGCCGUGGUUAGUUGUGCUUUACGCUCCUUGGUGCCCGUUUUGUCAGGCUAUGGAAGCUUCGUAUCUCGAAUUGGCUGAGAAGUUGGCUGUGAAAGGAGUUAAGGUGGCUAAGUUUCGUGCGGAUGGUGACCAGAAGGAGUUUGCUAAGCAAGAGCUUCAAUUAGGGAGCUUCCCAACGAUACUUCUGUUUCCAAAAAGCGCUUCACGGGCAAUUAAGUACCCUUCAGAGCAUAGAGAUGUUGAUUCGCUUAUGUCGUUUGUCAAUCUUCUCCGGUGAGUUAUGAGUUUGGAAACAUCAAAACAGUGAUGAAGAAUGUAAGAGAAUUGAGAUGAAGUAAGGAUUUCAUCUUGGUCUUGAAAGAUUGUGGAAUUAAAAGAAUAAACAAAGGCCUCUCUGUUCUAUAUGACUUUUGUGUAUAUGGUAUUGUAGGGGUUUAUAGACUAUUUUCUCUUGUCUCUUUGUCGUUAAAUGUCGUAUUUUUGUUCUUUCUUUUGAGUUUUAGUUAGUGAGGGAAUUGGUCCAUGUAAUGGGAUUUUCUUGAUUAUGUUUUUUUUAGAUAUGUGAAUAUGCUAAAGUUUUGAAGAAAGUUAUGUUU